AUGCUACUGCUGGCUCUCAGUGAUGCCCAUAUACCCGACAGGGAGAAGGACGUGCCAGCCAAGUUUAAGAAGCUUUUAAGCGUUCCAGACAAAAUAUCACAGGUUGUAUUACUUGGGAAUUGUACAAAAUCUCUGUCAUUUCUUCAAUUCGUGAACGGGAUCUCGACGAACGUUGUUAUAGUUCGGGGCGAGUUCGACAACGGCACAAUUGCCACGACCAAGAAAAGCCAUGAAGACAUACCGAUAAACACGAUCAUCAAACAAGGAAAUUUCAGGAUCGGGUGCUGCAAUGGGUAUACGGUCGUUCCGAAAAGCGACCCGCUCUCGCUCUUGACGCUAGCAAGACAAUUAGACGUCGACAUAGUUCUGUGGGGAGGCACCCACAACGUCGAAGCAUACACUCUGGAGGGCAAGUUCUUCAUCAACCCGGGUUCGUGCACAGGUGCUUUCAGUACAGACUGGGUUGUGCAAGAUCGAGACCUGGUGUCUGAAAACUCAACUGAGGCCAAAGGCGACAAUGCCCAGGAAGACGAAAAACAGGAAAAAGGGCAAUCCGCGCAGCCGCAGCAGGACCAUGAGCAAGACGGUAAAACCGCGAGUGCGACUGAAAACGAAGACAAUGUCUCGCAGGAAAGUCCGGUCCAGCCCGGUGACGCGUCCGCCGACCCGGCAAACGAUGGAAAAGAUUCGAGCGACGACGAUAGUGACAUCGAUCCCGCUGACAUCAACGGCGGCUGUGUCCCUAGUUUUUGUCUGUUGGACAUCCAGGGCUCCACCUGCACGCUUUACAUCUACACCUAUGUGGAUCAAGAAGUGAAAGUAGAUAAAGUGGUUUACCGGAAGGAUACCUGA
Messenger RNA from Lachancea mirantina, 852 nucleotides. The record is from the annotation of a GenBank genome assembly. NCBI's taxonomy places the organism in Eukaryota, Fungi, Ascomycota, Saccharomycetes, Saccharomycetales, Saccharomycetaceae.